GUCUACGUCUCCGGCUGCCCAAGAGGCGAAGACCCAAGACACACAUUGAGCAAAGUUUGUUGACUUCUCUUUUUUACGCUAUGUGCUUGUUUGUAGUAUUUGUAUGUGCAGACAGUCUGCUAUUCACAAUUAUUUAAACUUGAUAUUAGCCGAUACAGCAAAAGCAAGUCUAGAAGCAAAGCACGGAAAGUAAGUUCAAUGAAUAAAUGCUUUAUCUUUGACCCUGUUCUUCAUUCUCACUCUACCCCAGAUCGUUACAAGAGCUGAUAUAAGCUGAAAUCAAGAAAAUGGGCAAGAGUGGGUGUGCAAAAGGAGGGUGUUCAAGUAGUUGUGCAGAGGUUGGAGGGUGUCCCAGUGACUAUGUGGCUCUGUCUGUCUCUGUUAUUUCCCUCAUUUUACUUCUUGCUCGGGCUGCAUCCCCAUUUUAUAUUCACAAGGUUCGUCGGCCUAAAGGCAGCAGCUUUUGGCUCCCUGCAAUUCAGUUAUUAGCAAGCUUCGAUCUUCUACUGUCACUUGUGAUGUCCCUUCGGAUUUUCAAAUAUACAUCUGGGCAUUGGUGGCGGUCAUGCUAUAUUUGGGCAGUCUGGUUUGAAGGGCCACUUGGAUUCGGUCUGCUAUUGAGCAGUCGCAUUACCCAGGCUUUUCAACUAUAUCAUAUAUUUCUCAGGAGACGCUUACCACCUAUUAGGUCAUACAUUUUUCUACCAUUAUUACUUUUGCCUUGGGUCGCUCUUUCUGCAUUUAUACACUUGAGAAGACCUUUGAAUGGUCGAUGCCAUAUGGGAGUCAAUUAUAUUAUUCCAAGCAUGAGCCUUCAUGGGUUAUAUAUUGCUGCUUUGGUUGCUUUCACAGGAGCCAUCCAUCACAUAGAAUUUAGAUUUCAUGAGCUCAAAGACCUUUGGCGGGGAAUACUAGUCUCCGCAACUUCUAUCGCAAUCUGGAUAGUUUCUUACGUUUUAAACGAGAUCCUUGAAGAAACUGAAUGGCUUCAAGUGACAUCCAGAUUUAUGCUAUUAUUGUCGGCAGGUGUACUUGUACUGGCUUUCUUCUCUAUUUCAAGUUCUCAACCACUUGUCGCGGUCAUGAGCUUGAAAAACAAAGAAAACCAGGAUUUCAGUACUAUGGGUUGGGCUUUGGGUAUACCUGACACUGAGCAGUAUAGGGAACCAGCAAAAAUUCUGGACCCUAAUGAACCUCUAGAAAAGCUUCUUUUGGACAAAAGAUUCCUACGGUCUUUCAUGGCAUUUGCAGAUAGCUGCAUGGCUGGUGAGAGUGUGCAUUUUUACGAUGAAGUGCAACAACAUGAUAAGAUUCCUGUUAGUGAUACUGUAAGAAGAAUUUACAUGGCACGUCAUAUAAUCCAGAAGUAUAUAACAGCAGGUGCAUCGAUGGAGGUGAACAUAUCUCACCGAAGCCGACAAGAUAUAUUGACUACUGCUGAUCUGGCACACCCUGAUCUUUUCAGAAAUGCACUCAAUGAGAUUAUUCAGCUAAUGAAAAUGAAUUUGGCAAGAGAUUAUUGGUCAUCAAUGUUCUUCAUGAAGUUCAGAGAAGAAGUUAACAUGAAAACAGUUGACCAUGAAUCAGAACAGUUGCAUGGCUGGAAUUUCUCUCCAAGACUGAGUUCUGUUCACUGUACUGAUGAUCCUUUUCAUCAACACAGUGGUAAUAUAGAGCUACAAUGAAUAUUAUAAUGAUAUUAUAAUUUUCAUCAGUAUGAAGUUCAGAUAUACAAGCUGCUAAUACUCCCUUUAUGAGAUUGUUAUUACCUGGAGCGAGUGAAGUGGCUUAUUGAUUCUGCAUGUAUGGUCAAGCUAAAGUUGUUGCAUUUCACCAAGUACAAAGCAACUGGCAGUCUGUUGUUUUUGGAUCUUGCAACCAUGCUCCGGUGAAAAACGAGGAAAACAAAGCUUACCUUGUUUGCCCCAUUCUCCUAAAGUGAGAGUCCCCCCUGCAGGAUUUCCAGAUUUUGCGGGAUGAUUCUCUCUGUGCUACAUCUUCUUUAAGGUUACCAGCUUCUUAUUCUUCAGGACACAGAUAUAUCUAUUUUAACUAGUACAUAGAUAGAUGUUGUCAUGUUGGUAACAUCAAGAUAUACAUGAUUGGUAUAGAUUUCAGCUAAGAUACUCAGAGUUAUACUUGUACUAGAGGAUGUAUAUAUAUUUAAAAAGUCCAGGAGCAUUUAAUCUCUAUAUAUAUUAUUAUUAUCA
Molecule: messenger RNA, 2210 nt
Organism: Daucus carota subsp. sativus
Lineage: Eukaryota; Viridiplantae; Streptophyta; Magnoliopsida; Apiales; Apiaceae
Product: regulator of G-protein signaling 1
Exons: 12
Coding region: 288-1685 (465 amino acids)
Source: RefSeq, a predicted model, not a curated record